AUGCCAUUUUAUAUUGCAUUAACAGAUGCAUUUUUAUCUUUUAUUCAUACGAUAAAUUUAUCUUAUACAGCAGCUAACAAAACAACUUGGACACAGUCUUCAUGUGCAGUUAUCGGAGGACUUGUAAUAAUUUUAUUCGCGAUAAACGCUCUUUUAGUUGGUAUAAUAGCAAUAUCAACAUGGUUACGUGUAUGUAAAAAUAUUGAAAUAGAUAACGGAAUUUAUGACUAUAAAUUAUGGGCCGUUACCAUAACGUUAUCAUUGAUUAUAAUAUGUUCAUCGGCAAACGAAUUUGGCCCACAAAAAUUUUGGCAAGCUGAACAUGUUUUUUUAUACUUGAUGGCUGUAACCGAUGAAAACGAUAAUAAUGAGAAAGAAUCAACAUUAUCUCCAUUACCAACAUUCAACACUAAUAAAAGAAACAAACCAGAUCUAUUGACUUUAAGAUAUACGAAUUUAUCACAUAUUACAGUUGAUUUCAGUAAUACUGAAUGA
Molecule: messenger RNA, 495 nt
Organism: Entrophospora candida
Lineage: Eukaryota; Fungi; Glomeromycota; Glomeromycetes; Entrophosporales; Entrophosporaceae
Source: the annotation of a GenBank genome assembly